Messenger RNA from Sander lucioperca (pikeperch), 2440 nucleotides. It is a transcript of the gene glb1, whose product is annotated as galactosidase, beta 1. Gene Ontology annotation, cellular component: vacuole. Gene Ontology annotation, molecular function: beta-galactosidase activity. NCBI's taxonomy places the organism in Eukaryota, Metazoa, Chordata, Actinopteri, Perciformes, Percidae. The coding region runs from base 1 to 1962 and encodes 653 amino acids. Gene Ontology annotation, biological process: carbohydrate metabolic process. The transcript is spliced from 16 exons. The record is from RefSeq and is a predicted model, not a curated record.
AUGUCUCUGCUCAGAUUUGGAAGCAUACUGCUGCUGCUGCUGUUUGGACAAACACUUGCGGCACCUCGUUCAUUCAGCGUGGAUUACCAGAACGACUGCUUUCGGAGAGAUGGGCAAGAGUUUCGUUACAUAUCAGGAAGCAUCCAUUACAGCCGGAUCCCCAGAGUCUACUGGAAGGAUCGACUGCUCAAGAUGUACAUGGCAGGCCUGAAUGCCAUCCAGACGUACAUUCCAUGGAACUACCACGAGGAGUCUCCAGGCCGGUACAAUUUUGGUGGAGAUAGAGAUGUGGAAUAUUUCCUUAAGCUGGCCCAAGAUCUUGGUUUAGUGGUGAUCCUUCGGCCUGGACCCUACAUAUGUGGAGAGUGGGACAUGGGUGGGCUGCCUGCCUGGCUUCUCAACAAAAAAGACAUUGUGCUGCGGUCCUCAGAUUCAGAUUACAUCGCAGCAGUAGAUAAGUGGAUGGGGAAGUUACUGCCGAUGAUGAAGCCUUACCUCUACCAGAACGGUGGUCCUAUCAUCACUGUGCAGGUGGAGAAUGAAUAUGGCAGUUAUUUCGCCUGUGACUACAACUACAUGCGCCACCUGAGCAAACUGUUCCGGUCUCACCUGGGCGAGGAGGUGGUGCUCUUCACCACAGAUGGAGCUGGGCUCAACUACCUCAAGUGUGGCUCAAUACAAGGUCUCUACGCCACUGUGGACUUUGGGCCAGGUGGAAAUGUAACCGCUGCCUUUGCUGCACAGAGACACGCUGAACCUCAUGGACCUUUGGUGAACUCUGAAUUUUACACUGGCUGGCUGGACCACUGGGGGUCACCUCACUCUGUCGUGUCGUCCGCCAUAGUGGCCAAGUCCCUCAAUGAGAUGCUGGCCGUGGGAGCAAACGUUAACCUGUACAUGUUCAUAGGAGGAACAAACUUUGGAUACUGGAAUGGUGCCAACACGCCAUACAGCCCACAGCCCACGAGCUACGACUACGAUGCCCCGCUCACGGAAGCAGGAGACCUCACAGAGAAGUACUUUGCUAUUCGAGAGGUGAUCCAAAUGUACCAUAAGAUACCAGAGGGACCAAUACCACCCACAACUCCAAAGUAUGCAUAUGGGACUGUUGGGAUGAAAAAGCUCCAGACGAUAUCAGAUGCCUUAGAAACACUGUCUUUCUCUGGUCCCGUUAAAAGCAUGUAUCCUCAGACUUUCAUUGAACUGAACCAGGCCUUUGGUUAUGUGCUGUACAGGACUACACUGCCUGUUAACUGCAGCACACCAACUCCUCUGUCAUCUCCACUGAACGGGGUCCAUGACAGAGCCUAUGUGUCAGUGGACGGGGUGGCUGUGGGGAUUCUUGAAAGGAACAAAGCCAUAACUGUCAAAGUGACUGGGAAAGCUGGCAGUCAGGUGGACAUACUGGUGGAGAAUAUGGGCAGAAUCAACUAUGGAAAAUACAUCAACGACCUUAAGGGCCUAGUGUCCAACCUGACUCUGGGGAAAGAUAUGCUCACCGGCUGGACCAUGUACAGCCUCAGAAUCGAUGAGGCGGUCAGUCAGGGCCUUCUCGGUGAAACGAAACCAACAGACCCACCUCAGCCUGCUGCUCUCUCCCUUCCAGCCUUCUACGAGGGAAGCUUCAUCAUUCCUGGCGGCAUCCCAGCCCUCCCCCAGGACACCUACAUCCAACUGCCCAAAUGGAGGAAGGGGCAAGUUUGGAUUAAUGGCUUCAACAUUGGACGUUACUGGCCGACCCGAGGCCCGCAGGUGACGCUUUUUGUCCCUGCCAAUAUCCUCAGCACAGCUGCACCCAACAAUGUGACUGUUCUGGAGCUGGAAGAGGCUCCCUGCAGCUCAGGGCCUUGUAGUGUAGAGUUUACUGCCACCCCCAUCCUGAAUGCAACAGUCCAGUCAAACUACAAACAGCACCGGCAUAGGCAGGCUAUGAGACAGUGGGAAGUAAAAGCCAAUGACUAAAUAUACCUGUACCUCAACAGGAUUUACAGCGCACAUACACACGAUUAAUGCCAACAGCACAUUAAAGACAUUCACCUGCAUCUUAAAACAAAAGGCACAAUACCUAGAAAUAAAUUCACCUGUUUCUCAACAACACAUGAUUUACAGCGUAGGUACACUUAAGCCAACAGAACAUUAACAAAAUAUAUUUUUUUAAAUCAAUCAAUGUAGGUUAUUUGGUAUGAAUAUUUGACAGAGCAUUCUUCAACAGGCAGCACUCUCAGCAUCUCAAAUAUCCCACCCUGCCUUGCAAUGAAAUCUACUGUGUGGCCAUGCAGUUGUAGAUGUGGAUGUGUCUUUUUAUAAAAAGUGAAGAAAUGUGUUUUUAGUCACAUAUUGUAUGUAACCAUCACAUCAACUGUGGGCAUUUCUACCUCAUUGAUUCUGCAUAACAUUUUAUCUUCACAAAGGGAAUACUGCUAAUUAAAGCAAAACAUCA